AUAAAUAGAACAACUACAAGGCUCAAAGAAGAAGAUAUCACGUUAAAUAGUGAUUUAAAAGACCUGAACGUUGGUCAAUUGACGAAGGUAAAUUAUUAUUAAGCUUUUCGAUUUUAAUUUCACGUAAUAUAUUUACGCUUUGUAAUUUUUUAGUUUUUUAUUCAAAUACAUUCUUUUAUAUUUUUGACAACAAGGUGGUAAGAGAGGCAAAUGAUUUUUACGUAUUAUAAUUAUAAUUAACAUUGUCAACCAGUGGAGAUGUCUAUUCUAAUACAAAUUAUAAUAUGAGGUGCUGCCAAAGAACUUUGAUUCAUUUUAAGCCACUCCUAUAGUAAAAAUAUGGUAAAGAUUAAAUAAUCAUUAUAAAAGUAAAUUGUAGUUAUCAUAACAAAUUUCCCAGAAUCCUUUGAGGCAUUUUUUUAAAAAGCCUUAUAACUUUGACAAUUUUAUGCGAAGAAGACUUUCAGACAUUUGCCAUAGUAUAUCUUCCGAUGUCAAAUCUAAGGUAAUGACUUCAUUGGUCACGUGGCUAUUUCCCAUUAAUUUUUUUUUCGUUGCUGCGACAAGAUUUCAUUAACUAGUUAAAAUGAAAUGGGAUAUUUGAGGUUUUAGUUGUGUGGGUCGUUUAAACAUAACCCGGCUGUUGACGUCCGGCUUGGCUUUUAUAGAUUGUGCUAUCAUAAUUUUUAGCACAAUUUGAGAAAACUGGCAUAAUUUUUCCCAUUUUUUUAAAACGUAACACUGCUAGCAUAAUUCGCACAUUUUGAAAAUUAUCGGAACAUUUUUGGAUUUUAACAGGCACGCUGAUUCCCAAAUCCCAAUUAUACGUUGACGUUGUUCGAUGUUUUACGAGUAUUUGCAGUUUACUGGGCCCGGAAAUGGGGGCCUGGGAGUAGGGUGUACAGGAAAUGGAAGUCCCAUGGCAAACCAAGUCGGUCCUAAUACCUCCCAUAGGCAAGGCUACAAAAAAGCGUCCGCUGUGCCAGCCGAUUCGAGCGAAAACUUACAGCUCUCUCAGAGAAAUGACGGGCAAGAACCAGCCACAAUUGCCAGAGACCGUUCCUUACAUCAACAAAGGGAAAGUACAGUAGGAUAGGAACAUCUGACACGACGAAAGUUCCAUCACACGAUUGUAUUAACCGGUUCCCAAAUCAGCUAACAAGUUUAAAAAGCUUCUGAUUAAAGAAAAUGUAUUUUUGGACUCAUUUGCCAUGGUUUUUGAAGAGCACAAGUAAAAAAAACAAUAGCAUAAUUUGGACAAAUGAGCAUAAUUUUAGCAUAAUGUGGCCAAAAAGAAAGCAGUGCUACUGGCAUAAUAUGCUACUUUUACCAGCACAGUCUAUAAAAGCCUACGUCCAGUAUUUAAAAUCUAAGGGGGUAAUGAACAUGAGCGAAAAAGUCGUGAGAUUAGGCCAAGGGCUGCAGAGACUCAACCUUUCAUCACACGGCAGAGAAAAUUUGCGUGAAAGUAAUGUUCUACCGCGCCUGAUAAUUUUUCUACAGACGAUAACUUUUAGUUCUAACUGAUUCUGAGAGCCCGGGUUGGAAUCCCCUUGCGGCACCGAAGGAAGACGAAAAAGCUAACCCUUUGUGAACAAAUUAUUUUGAGGUUUAAGCUCGAAGCUUUAUAUGGUGUAAAAUAAUAAUAAUUUACUUUUAUCGGUAUCACUUGUAAUAAUAAAAAUAAUAAUAAUAAUAAAUUAUAUUUUUUUAAAUUUUCAAACCAAAAAAAUAUACUUUAUUAAGCUCUUCUCAAAUUGAAAAUUAAAUACAAACUUAGUAUAGCUAUAGUUAAAAAAGACUUCUUGGUGGUCCGGUGGUUUUCAACAGAGCAAAUGUAAACAACUGUCUAUAAACUAAAAAAUGGAAAUUUCUAUGUACAUCCCAAUAAUAAAGUAUCUAUAGCUGUUGAGUCUAAGGAAGUCCUGCUUAACCCUUCUCUAUUUUUAGAUCCCUGUCCUUAACAUCUAAGUUCCUCCUUCUUUCUUAAUAACAAUAAUAAUAAUAUAGAUUUAGCCAGGGCUAAAAGAGAAGCUCUUGAUAAUAUUUAUAGUUUACUAUAAAAACGUGUAAUGCUAGGCGGCGAAAGCAACGAGAACGGUGGAGAAACAACAAUUGGUCUAUAAAUUAGCAAAAAAAGCAACUUUGCACGUGCAGCACACUUUUUUUUGUGAUUUUUUUUGCCGUUAUUUUGCACAACUACAACGUGAAACUUCCAGAAACUUUCUGAUUACACGUUUUUUGGAGUAAAUGUGGUACGUGUUCUUGUUCAGUUCUUUUCCGCUGUCGCUCAUUUUCACCCUGGUGGCCGCCGGCGUUUCUCAUUUUCUCACCGCCGCUACGAAAUUUCAUUUUGUUUCUCCAACAAAAAUGACUCCUUUGUUUUUCCUAUCUCGCUCUAGCUCUGUUUCUCGUUGAGCUUCGCUGGACUGUCGCCUUACUUUCUCUCUUUCUCUGUCUUUCUCUUUAUCUAUUUUCCAAAUUGUAGGACAUGACAAUUAAUCUAAACUUAAUAAUUUGGACAACACGGAUACAGAAACAUUUUCUGCUUUCCGUUUUUGUCUUUAUUGACUCUUUUCUUGUCUCUGCUUCACAGGACGCAGGUGGCCACACGCUUUCCUGCCAAAAUAACCUGACAUUUGACAUCGGCUUACAUGCAGUGGUUGUACGGACGGUCGGCGUUCGAACGCUACGUCAGAACCAAAUUUACUUUCUUUCAUAGGUUACCAAUUUAUCUUAGCGAUGGAGCUCCGCCACGCGCGCUUCACGCAAGUGGGAGCUCUGCUAAUAAUGGAAACUUUAUUUGUGUUUUGAAAUGUACAAUUGUAAAUCUCGCUACGCAUACGCAAUUUACAAAUGCCGCUUGAGAUUGGAUUAUUAAAAAAAAACGCAAAAAACACACACACAAAAAAAGAAAGCAAAACAAGAAAAGAAAAGAACUAAAAUUGCAUUUAGUCUGGGCUAUCCCAAUUCCUAUUUCUACAACAAAAGAUGUAAUAUGUUGCUCUUAUGGCUAUCUUUAUCAUUUUCUUGAUCAUACAAUGUUGCUGCUUUUUGUCAAUGCCAAUGUCAUUCAUCAUGUCUAUGAAAUAAUAAUAAUAAUAAUAAUAAUAAUAAUAAUUACAUAAUCUAAUAAACUUUUUUUACGUGUGUAAUUUACCAUCUGUUGAAUUACACAUUGUUUUUCUUCUUUUGAUUUCCCUUUUCAGACCCUUUACUCUUUGUGAGUGAUUAGAAAAUAUAUCAGUGGUUUAAUGAGUUUUGGCUUAGUUUUUGUAAAUAUCUGGCAUCAUCGCGGACACUGAGUGUCUUGGAAUUAAUUAUCGUUAUUACUAUGAUCAUUUUUCUGCUGCUAAGAGAGAGAUGAAUUCACAUCUUGUAGCUAACUGUAUAAAUUUGGAAAUAUUCGUCUUAAUUGUUCGUCGUAACGCUGAUUCUACAUUGUUCUUUAGCUAAACACCACUGUUCUGAGGAUUAUUGUCACAUUUAAUCUAAGCGUACUGGCGCAAGACGUCAACGCAUCACUAUCACUCAAGAUAGGAAUACACCUUGAGGUGUCAUUGCCCGAUACCGAAUGAUUUUACACGUCUGUUGUCCUGUUUAAGUGUGUUAAAAUCGUCAAUGUUAUUUAGUUAAUUUACUAAUGUAGUAAAGCUGUUGUAUUGGCUUGAUUUCGAUCGCAGUAUUGUUUUCUUCAUUAAUGGGCAAUGAAUACACCUUAAGACGUCGCUGACUGUUGUCAUUUUGGUUUUGUUUAUUUGUUGUUCUGUUUUUAUGGCUAUUUUAAACAUAUUGUUUGUGUGUUUAUGUGUGUAUUGGAUAAAUUCUACUGGAUAAUUUGCUACAAACUUUUACAGAUUUAUUUUAGAAAUGCCCCAUUUGGGGCUAAGGGCCUUGGAAGAAAGUACGUAAGUAAGUAAGUUAGUAUGUAAUGUAUGUUAAGUCUGUACCUUUAAAAAAAGUUAAUUAUAUAACCACUGAAAUCUUUCUUCAGUUAACGCUGCUAAAUUCAUCGUUAUCUGUCGUUACCGCGUUGGCUAAUGAGACGAAAAGGGACUUCCAAACGUUUAAGUUGAGCAUGGAAAAUUCCCUGUCUACGGUAAGAUUGUACCCUUGUUGUCACACUUCAGCUUUGAUAUUUCAGUCUUUGUGAGACGCUUAGUUUUUACAAAAUUAGACAGAGUUUUAGAGGUGAUGUUAAAAUCGAAUCUACCCGGCGCUCCCUGUGUGGCCGGCUGGAAGUCACUGGCCAAAAUAAACCUUCCCCGGUGGAAACAUCUACUCAAGUACUAUUGUUUAUACAAGCCAAUCACAGACCUUGUUUGCCGCCCCCAAUUGUAUUUUGCAUAACCUUUCUUUUUGUAAUUUCUCCUGAGUAGUAAAGUCGCCUUAAGGAAAAUUAAGACAAAAGUUAUCAUGUCUUUUUUGUUUUUGUCUUUUUUUGUUUUUUGUUACAGUAUUGGUAGCCAGGGCGGUACUGUCAGUGAGCCUGGGUAUCCUGUAGUUCAGCGACCUUUUGUCAAAAGUGUAAUCAUUGCUUCUUAUCUAUACCUCAGGUCUUUAAAAGCCUACAGAACCUUGAAGAAAAUGGGAACCUUACAAAAGACAGCCUUUCCCUGGAUAUUUUCAACACAAAAGAGAUGGUAAAUGCGAUAAUACUCCCAAACUUUGUACUUACUGACUUAGUUUUUGAAGGUUCUAAUUUUAAUUUGCGACUAUACGGAUGCGUGGACACGUCUCUAGAAACCAACCCCAUGGACAAAAAAAGGCCAUUUCCGAGUUCCACUUCGCCCACACACAAAAUAAAUGCAAUUGCUUUAAUUUACACUUGUUUUCUAAUCUUGUUUACAAUUGUACGUAGUUUGACUUAGAUAAACGUUCGACUGAUGAAUACGAUUUCUAACAGAAAUAUUAAUACCCGCUAAGAAAAACCAGACUUGACCAAUCGAAAAAAAAAAAAAAAAAAGAAAGAAAAGAAAAAAAAUAAUAAUUAAGUUGCCGCAAAAUACACAACAUUGCCUAUCCGCAAUGUAAAGUAGUAGUAGCUCACUCUGUCAUAAAUGUCACACAGUACUGGCGCACGGUAUUGAUUUCACUGGAAGAAAUUUUUUUCUGCUUUUGCUCUUGAAACAGCUCUAACAUCAAAACCAAAUUUCUUUUUGUCAAAGUUAUCACAAUGCCUUUUGAUAACUUUUGAAACCUUGACUUUUUUCAACAGCUACAAAACGCUACAGAUAGACUUGAUCGAGAAGACGCCAACGUGAAGUUGCUCUUGAGUGAAAUUAACAGCACCCUCUUCUUAAAGGUAAUGUUGUCAUUUCCUUACAAAUAUAUGGCUUUCCCUGUAGACUUGCAGUUCUAAUUUUGUCCAUUUUCACAGCUAUGAUAUACUUUCCCUAGAGGAAUGACGACAGGGCAUGAGGGAAAACGCUUCCUGUUAUCUCAGGGGACCAAGGAAAAUACGCUGGGUUUUUCUGUUUAUCAAAGAACUAUUAGUGUGUCAUACUGUAGAUUAAAUUCUUUUUCCCACUCUCUAAUAGCCACGAUUUAAAAAUUGAGACCCCAAUUUUCAUAGCAAUCAAAAUAAUCACCAUUGAUAUCCUUGACGCAACAAUGCAAGUGGCCUCGAGCUGUGUAACUAAGGCAGAUUUUUGUUGUUCUUGUUCUUUUCCUCUUGUUGGUUUUCAUCUCUCUAACGACCUGUGCAAUGUAGGGAAACGAAAAACAUAAAAAAGAUAGAAAUCUAUGCAUUUCUUUCCAGAUAGAGAAUGUCAGCAAACUUCCGGGCCCAGUCGGUCCUCCUGGCGUAAACGGCUCCCAAGGCCCUAUAGGUCCAGCAGGACCUCAAGGAUUUAACGGAUCCCAGGGUGCAAUAGGUCCCCAGGGAUUCAAUGGUUCCCAAGGACCUAUUGGACCACAGGGACCCCAGGGUGCUGGGGACUUCUCUUUAUGUGAAUAUGUGAGCACCUCUUCAACGGGAAGUCAGAAUCCAGUAACAAGCAUUAACCCUGCUACUAGUAUUCAAGUAACUCUCGGGGAACCAAAUGUAAGUCUAUUAUUUUUGUUGUUAUUAAUUAUUAUUAUUAUUUUUUUAAAAAUAUAUUUUGGGAUUAGAUUUUUUUUCUUCUCCUGUGUUAAUUAAGAAUAAGUCCAUGAAACAUUCAGAGCUUUUUGAGAAUACAUUUAUAUGAAAAAGCUCAGUAGCUUUUAAAUGCAACUCCUUUUGUAGAUCAUUUACUAGUUUUUUCUCCAUUUUAUAUAGCUUCCUUCUAUCGAGUUUGUAACAUUAGAUAUGAGUUUACCUAGUUAUCAAUCGAGAAUUAUUAUUCUUAAAAAUAAUAAUAAUAUUAUUAUUAUUAUUAUUAUUAUUAUUAUUAUUGUUGUUGUUGUGUGUUCUUUAUAGUGAUUUCACUUAACCCGUCAGUACAAUACUAAGCACUAUUAUGCACUAAUUCUAAUGUCUUCUUUGGUUUAUUUGUAGCUAUUUUGCGCUAGUUAUUAUCGGUCUCACGGUUUAAGUAAAAUCACACUUAACGUUUGUGCUCAUUCAGCGAAAGUAAUUAGUUUGUCUAUCAAGUUUAAAUAAACUCGUGGAUUAAAAAUCUACUUAAAAAUUGCUAAUACUUGUCUGAUUGUGAUAAUAUAAAAUGCUCCUUGGUUAAAACUAAGCUAACGAUAUAACUACAAAAUCGUACAUGUAUAAUUCCGUUUGACGCUCUCUAGGCCGAUAAGUCCACUGGGCUCGCGCGUUCAAAAUAAAUUGCGAUUAUUAUUGUUUUUUUUUUGUUGUUUUUGUUUUUUGUUUUGUUUUUAACCUGUUGCCAGGUUGUUGUUGUUAUUAUUAUUGUUAUUAUUAUCAUAGUUUUUUUUCUACAACAAUUACAGAAAAAAAGAAAGAAAGAAAAAACAUAAAAUAUAAUAACGGAAAAGAAAAGAGGCAUUAAUGCUACGACUAUCACUACGUACAUCAUUUUUAUUCCAAACAAGACAUAAGUUGCGACUAUGUCUGUUAACAGGAACAAUUCCUUCGUGCAGAGAAGAGCAUAUCUCUCAUUUUUAUCCUUUUAGGACAAAAGAAUAGUUGCUGUGUCAUGCUCCACGGACCGAGCCCAGAUGUAUCUUCUUUCAAGCCAAAUCAACCCAUCAGACGGCCAACGGUUUUAUUUCUGCGACUGUUUUGGACAUUUUGAUGGUGGAUCGCAGUCUGUGACUUGUUUUAUGAACUACUGGCUUUGCCCUCUUUCUACAUAA
Messenger RNA from Porites lobata, 7251 nucleotides. The record is from the annotation of a GenBank genome assembly. NCBI's taxonomy places the organism in Eukaryota, Metazoa, Cnidaria, Anthozoa, Scleractinia, Poritidae.